This is a messenger RNA of Meloidogyne enterolobii, 648 nucleotides long. Lineage: Eukaryota; Metazoa; Nematoda; Chromadorea; Rhabditida; Meloidogynidae. The record is from the annotation of a GenBank genome assembly.
UGCUAUAUUAUCAAAGCCCUGCUGCCCUUUCAGAACUUCUCAAUUGGCUUGAUCCUCCCUAAUUUAUUAUCAAUUUUUUUCUUAAUAUUUUUUACAACUCCAGAUUUGUUGGCGCAGAAAAUGUUUACCUUGUAUCUUAAAGGCGGUUAUCCCAGUAAUUCGAAAAAUAUGCAAGGUGGUCAAGCUACUUUCGGUGGUUAUGACACGCAAAAUUGUGGGCAGAGAUUGGGUUCGGUUAAGUUUAUUGGAGGGGGACGUUAUCAAUUCCAAAUCGACAGCGUUAGUAUUCAAGGAAAAGUAGCCAGCGGAGGAACGCAAGGCAACUCAGGAGAUAUUAUUGGAAAUAGGGCAGUUAUCAAUAAAUUUACACAACAAGUAGGAGCUCGUUGGAGUGAUCAAGAUGGAGCAUACAUUAUACAUUGUAGAGCUACUCCAUCAUUAACAUUAAAAAUUGGCGGGGUUGAUUAUACUUUGACUAAGGAUGUUUUGAUAUAUCGUAUAGCAAAUAAUAAGUGCGGUCUAGCUGUCGGCGGAAUGGAUAAAACUAAAGAUGGUUUUGAUUGGGUUUUGGGCAGUUCAUUUAUGCGAAAAUUUUGUCAUACUUUUGAUAUUGGUAAUAAUCAGUUGACAUUUUCACAAGUUAAAUAA